AUGGAAUGGCCUGUCGAGAUUCCAUAUUUUGCUUCAGACUUGCCCUGCCCUCUCCCAAGCAAUGCAGAAAUCGAGGAAGCACCCGAGUCUGUGGACCACAACGGAUACAAGGUGGUGAGAGUGGGAGACAGCUAUGUUGUGAAAUAUGGCCACAGCGUCCAGCUCGAUCUCAUCGAGGGAGAGAACAUGAUCUUCAUAAGACACGCGACGAGAAUCAGAGUCCCAAAGGUCUACGCCCUUUAUACCGUGCCUGAAACCUCCAUGAACUAUAUCGUGAUGGAAUACAUCGAGGGCAAACCCUUAGACACACAAUGGAAAUCACUCUCGGAUAGAGAAAAAGAGGGGAUAAUGUCAACUCUCAAGCAGUAUUUUACAGAGAUACGCAAACUUCCCUCGCCAGGUUACUUUGGCUCCUUGUGUCGACGCCGUAUGCCGGGUGGAAUGUUUUGGACUUCAAAGCCAAACCCGGCCAUUAACGGACCAUUCAAGACCGAGGCUGACUUGAAUGAAGCGAUGGCACUCAAAUAUGUCGCUGAAUCUGAAUACCGGUCAGUGUAUCGGGCAGAGUUCUACCGCCGCUCUCUCUCAAACGUGUUUCGAGGCCACGAAUCGACAUUCACACAUGGGGAUUUUCAACGGAAAAAUGUGAUUAUCAGGAGUCAACCUUGCAACCCUUCUAGUGAUGGCACCGACUCUGGAGAGAAGACGCAUGAGGUCACGCUCAUUGAUUGGGAGACAUCGGGAUGGUACCCAAGUUACUGGGAGUAUUCUAUGGCGGCAUUAGCUACAAGAUGGGAUGAUGAUUGGGGCGACUGGUUGGUUCGUACGAUAGAACCAUUCGAUGCUGAGUUUCCAUGGCUACGGAUGUUAUAUCUAGAGCUGUGGUCAUAA
This is a messenger RNA of Microsporum canis CBS 113480, 891 nucleotides long. RefSeq names its product phosphotransferase family protein. The coding region runs from base 1 to 891 and encodes 296 amino acids. The record is from RefSeq and is a predicted model, not a curated record. Lineage: Eukaryota; Fungi; Ascomycota; Eurotiomycetes; Onygenales; Arthrodermataceae. The transcript has a single exon.